Messenger RNA from Schistosoma rodhaini, 3455 nucleotides. Lineage: Eukaryota; Metazoa; Platyhelminthes; Trematoda; Strigeidida; Schistosomatidae. The record is from the annotation of a GenBank genome assembly.
UGAAUAUUUACCUAAACAUUUGAUAAGUAAUAUUUAAACAGAACCUUUAAAAAAUUCUAUAAAUUUCGAUGUUUCACACUGAUUUACUAGCUGUGAUCUUCUUAUGUUUUGUAAUAUUUUUCAUAGCUCUUUGGUAUUUGAUAUUUUAUCCCAAUUCAAGACAGACUAUGAAAGGUACAAGACGUGUCAAAUCUAUGAAUAAACAGUCAAAUAAUAAAAACGCAAGAAAAGAGAUUGCUCGACUGUAUAGCUUUGAUAAAAAUGCCUAUCAAGAGAUGAAUCUUUAUUCAUGUGGUAUUAGUACUACUGAACAUUCGGAAUAUGAUUCAUUUGGUGAUACAAGUUUAAAGUCAGUCAAAGAAAUGAUGAGAUAUAAAGAAAGACAACAAAGAUACAGUUUACAACAAAUGUCAUCUUAUCAAUCAAAUGAGAAUGAUCAAAUAUUACCAGUCGCUAGUGAUAAAACAACAAGACUUAUUUUUGGUUUACAAAAUCCACCAUUGAAUAUUACCAAACUUCAAAUGGUACAACCAGAUUGUAAAAUGGUUACAAAGAAAGGGAGAUUACUUCGAGCAUUCUCUGAAAGUUGUACAACUAAAUGUGCAGGUCACACUGGUGGUAUUAGUCAUGAAAACAGUGAGAUAAGUAACAAUAAAAAAUCAAUAUCAACUGAUAAAAAAAUUCAAAAAGGGAUUCAUUUACCAAAGUUAAGUGAUUCAAAUCUUGCCGGAAACUUACAUCUUUGGUUAAACAGUACAAAAUUCAAUAAAUCAUUAUUUCGAAGUGAAAAAUCAUUAUCUUUACCAAGUGAAUCUGUAUGGUCAGAGGUUAAACGUCGCUUAAGUAGUACUGAAAAAGUUUUCGAUCCUGUUAUGCGUAUUUUGUCUACAGUACCGUUGAAUAAUCAAACAGAUUUAGACAAUAAUACGUGGACAAAUUUCACGACGAAUCCAGAUACAAAUGGACAUAUAUGUUUUUCAUUGGCGUAUACAUGCACUGUCGGAAUACUAAAUGUAACAAUUAACCGAUUAAUCGGUGUUAGUAAUCUUGUUAAAAAUUCAAAUAUUUUACCAAGUCAAACAUCAACUAAUUUUGUUGUAAGUUUACGUUUAAGACACAAUAAAAGUUCUACAAUUUACAUAGCAGGAGACGAUGAAGAUAAUGAAGGGAGAAUAAAUUCGCGUAAUAAAAGUGAAGGUUUUCAUAAAAAUUAUUUUACACAACCAGUUUCAACUUCAUUAAACCCAAGUUUCGAUCAAUCAUUCUUAUUCUCGGUCACGGUGAAUGAAUUAGAUAGUGUUGAAUUAGUUUUAGCGGUAUUCCAGUCAACAACAGUGAAUGAAUUUACCAGCUUAAAUAAUAAUAGAAUGCCAAGACGUAAUAAUUCCGUCGUUUCAUAUCAUCAUUCAUAUCCUUAUGGAAAUGAUAGAUGUCUACGUAGAGUGAAUAUGAUAUCUGAAGAGAUGAGAUGUAUUGGUGUAACGUUUUACAAAUUAAACCAACAUGAAUUAAUUAAUUGUCCCGAAAAAAUGCAAAAUAUUUGGCAGGAAUUGCGAAAAUUACCAGAGUUUCAAAGUAGACAGACAAAAAUAGCAAACUGUGAUAACAAUGACUCAAUGAGUGAUUCAACAAAUUACAAGGUAUAUCCAUUCACUACAGAAAAUCAAUUCGAGGAUGGAAAAACUUUGCCAAAUGUUAGUUCAGAAGUUCCACAAAUUCAAGAGUUAAAAAAAUCAUUGGUGAAAGUAACUAUUCAAUACAAAAUAGAUUCUUCUAUCUUUGACAUUUUUAUAGAAGAGAUGAAAAAUGUGAAAAUUUUAAAAAAUGAAACUGAAAUGAUGUUUCAAGCAUUAUUCUGCCUUGGUAAUACAACCUUAUCCGUUGUACGAUGCAAACCGAUUCGCCUUGAUAAAACAAAACCAUCUGAUGAAGAGAAAAGCACUGAUCAAAAUGACUUAUUCCGAAUUUACAAUCAUAUUUCACUUCCUGAUGACGAACAUGUUUCAGUAAAUGUUGAUGUGAAUCGAUUAUUAAACUAUAAUAAUAUUGGAAUAAUUUUACAAAUAUUUACACGAACAGAUACAUCGAAUCACUUAAGACGUGUGGCAAAUAUUUCAAUUGGUGUGACUAAAUUAACCGAUAACUUAGCAUCAAUUCAGUGGAACGCUUUAAUUAAAGAGUUAAAACAAUUGAAAAGUAAUAACCAAUUAUUUGGAUCAACGAAAAAAUUCACUUAUUGGCAUUUAAUGGAAUCAUCCUGAUUAGGGCUCUUUUCUCUCACUUUUUUUCAACUCGUUAAAUCAAAUAUAAUUGAAAUGAAAUAAACAUUUAAACAAAUGAACAGUUGACAUGUUAUAAAAAUAUAUUGUGUUUAUAAGUUCAUAGAGAAAACGUAUGAACGCAUCCAUGCAUACAUACGUACACGCAUGGAUAUAUGCAUACAUAUAAACAUAGAAAAGUAAAUUCAUAUAAUUGAAUAUACCCCGUGACUUAGAUAUUUGCUAUUGUUUAUUUGUUUGAGUAGAUGAGUUAACUUUUUUUCUGCAUAUUACAAUAUUUAUAACUAUUGAUAACGCUGUCUUACCUACAUUUUUAUCGGAUAUACAUAAAAUAUAUUGUAUACCUAUUCAAAGGAGGGUAUAGAUCGGAGCUCAUGGCUAUAUGUUUAUAUCUCUGACAAAACAUCACCUUUCUUAAUAUUGAAGAUAUACUUCAUUGUUCAGUACGAAGGAAUAUAAAAAUAUGGUCUAAUUUAACUUGUUUUAAAUUGCAUCACCCAACAAAAUUAUUCUUAUAAAGUGUAUGUCUCUUACAUUAGAUAAAUUGUGAUAAAGUUUAUAGGAAAAGACCAGUUAAUGCACAUUGAUAAUUACAAAGUGUUGAUAAACUUUAAAUGAUUAAUUAUUGAGUACUGAACAGUCAUAUUAAUUUAAUCUUUACAGGGCUAAUCGAAAUCUGUAGAUGAAAUUACAAUUUGAUCACUAGUUUAAAUAACUGGACAUUAGAUGAACUAUUUUGAGGUAUUAUAUGGUUAGAGGUUUACCAUCAAGAAACUGUGAAUCAAGGUGGUUCACAUUCUUUUGUCAACCAUUAUCAAGCAUCUUUCUAAUAUGUUGAAUCUUGAAUGAAAACAUCUGAUGAAUGGAAGUGCGUAUUUUACUGCAUAGAAUAAAAUAAUUAGUUAACAUAUCAAACAAAACAUAAUAAUUUAAGAUUGGUUAGUAUUCGCUAGUAAUAGACAAUUAUUGUUACGGAAUUUUAUUUCGUGAGAAAGCAUGAGGUGUGCGCAAUUAUUUGAAAAAUUAUUGUUGUAAAGAAUGAUUCAGUGUAUCAUUUUAAAUCAAGGCUAGUUCUGCUUAAGUAAAAAAGGUAGAACAAUGAAAACUAACGUCCAGUGAGUCAGUCUUGAAUUACGUAGAAUAUGAAGAACUUGUUCUUCUGAUAAGUUUAUCGCA